Messenger RNA from Balaenoptera ricei (Rice's whale), 3712 nucleotides. It is a transcript of the gene SOD2, whose product is annotated as superoxide dismutase 2. The transcript is spliced from 5 exons. The record is from RefSeq and is a predicted model, not a curated record. Gene Ontology annotation, biological process: superoxide metabolic process. The coding region runs from base 336 to 866 and encodes 176 amino acids. Gene Ontology annotation, molecular function: metal ion binding; superoxide dismutase activity. Gene Ontology annotation, cellular component: mitochondrion. Lineage: Eukaryota; Metazoa; Chordata; Mammalia; Artiodactyla; Balaenopteridae.
ACUCACCGACCAGUUGUCUCACGGACGCGGCCACAGCUUCCCGCCCGCCGGGCCCAGCCGCGGGGAGAAAAGGCGAAGGGAGGGCGCCCGCUGAGGGCCUCGAAUCGCUAAAGGAGGAGCUGCGCCUGGUGGCACGCCCCGCGGCCGCCGGAGCGCUGCGAGCUCGGCGGGGGCGGGGAGAGAAGCGGGCCGCAGGGAGUGGUGAGCCGCGAGGUCGCAGCACGAGCAGGAAGCUGGUGCCGGCCCUGGGGGCUCUGGGCUGCCGGCGGAAGCACAGCCUCCCCGACCUGCCGUACGACUAUGGCGCCCUGGAGCCCCACAUCAACGCGCAGAUCAUGCAGCUGCAUCACAGCAAGCACCACGCGGCCUACGUGAACAACCUGAACAUCGCCGAGGAGAAAUAUCGGGAUGCGCUGGAGAAGGGUGAUGUUACAGCUCAGGUAGCUCUACAGCCUGCAAUAAAGUUCAACGGUGGAGGCCAUAUCAAUCAUAGCAUUUUCUGGACAAAUCUGAGCCCUAACGGUGGUGGAGAACCCGAAGGGGAGUUGCUGGAAGCCAUCAAACGUGACUUUGGUUCCUUCAAGAACUUUAAGGAGAAGUUGACCGCCGUAUCCGUUGGUGUCCAAGGCUCAGGCUGGGGUUGGCUCGGUUUCAAUAAGGAACAGGGACGCUUACAGAUUGCUGCUUGUUCUAACCAGGAUCCCCUGCAAGGAACAACAGGUCUUAUUCCACUGCUGGGAAUCGAUGUGUGGGAGCAUGCUUAUUACCUUCAGUAUAAAAAUGUCAGGCCUGAUUAUCUGAAAGCCAUUUGGAAGGUAAUCAGCUGGGAGAAUGUAACUGCGAGAUACAUGGCUGGCAAAAAGUAACACAUCAGCCUUACACUGAGUACAUCGAGCUCUUUAUGACCAGUUUUGUAGUAGUGCAGAGAACCACAUAUACCAGUAAGCUGCUCCAUUGUAGUGUUUCUGAGUGUGGCUUACUCAAAUAUUUGAUAAACAUAAUUUAGUGCUGUGAAUAAUCUCUUUUAAAAGCUUGUUAUUAGGCAACUGUUUGAAAAUGUUAAAUGCUUUGUAUGAUUUAAUCUUUUGAUUGAACAUUUUCUUCAGAGAGCUAUAAUAGCUAGGAGAUUAUAAUUUUCAUCAUAAAACCAUGAAGAAUGUUUCAUCCCUAUACUGUUGGGGUGUCUAAGGAAGCCUUUCUAAUCCUGUUCUAUUGCAGUUACAGAAAAUCUGGUCUUUUGCCCCAUUCGUUUAAUAAUAAAAUAUUAAAUUUAUUUCCCAAGGGAAAUAUUCAGUUUUCUAUUGAAAAUUGCUCUUUUUGUAAGUAAUCAUCUGUCCAGUAUUACUUCUGGUGGAUAUCACCCAGCGGUCUUUAGUUACUUAUGAUCACAGGUUAUACAGGGUUAACACUAACCAUUUUGUCAUUAAAAAUAUAUAUAACUUGAUUGCUAAUUGAGAAUUGCUUUAUUAUGAGAAGGAAAUAGUAGUGCCUCUGAAUUUUUCUGUAGACAGAAAAAGACUUCUGUGAAAUUUUGUCCUCAAACACAGAAAUGUGUGUUGUCAAAGUGCUCAAAGUGGACAAAUUAGGGCCUAGUUAAUAAAGUCAAUGAUAGGGAUGGGCCACAAAUCUGCUGGCCAGACACUUGCCCCUCUUCUUUUGGGCCUGUUCAUGAAGCAUCCCUCUCAAGAGAACCAGACCUGGGUCAGGGCCUGCAUUCCCAAGUAAUGAAAGACAAAUUGGUUUCAGGACGCAGUCAGGAGCAUGCCUCUCUCAGGAACAUUUAUUUUCAAAGAUUUGUUUUUGAGUUAUUUCAUCCAUUUUGAUGUUUUUUGUUUCUUCUAGAAAAUGUACAAUCGCUAUAGAAGCUUUAUAUUGUUUUAUUGGUUUUUCCAAUAAAGGGAAAACCGUAUCCCUCAUAUAGUGACAGGGCAGUCAAAUUACAUUCCUGUUGAGUUUUUGCGAGUGGAGCUGUGCAAUGCAGCAGGGUCCUGUCUGUCUUUGGCUUCACAGUGUCAGGUGGUCCAUGUUCUUCGUCAUCUUCUCUCCUUAUCGUUAAUAGCUGUAUAGUAUUUUAUCAAUUGGACAUUUCCUAAUAUAUUUCACAGUUUUGUUACUGAAGAUUUCAUUUGUUUCUAAUCUGAUGAUUACAGGUAAUGCUAUUCUGAUACCCCACACAGGUUUUACCUUCUACUGGAAUAUUUUCUCUAUGUAGGUUUUUUCCUUAAACCUAUUUUAGUAAGAGGGUGUUUUCUCAAGUUUAUUUUUUCAUUUAAAAAAAUUUCCCCCUAACUUUAUUAUCCUAUUUUUUUUUCCCAUGGAAAAAUGGAGUGACUUAGCAGUUUCAAUAUUGAAGACUGAAGUUUUAAAAAAAAUUUAAAUUCAAGGCACUUUUCUUUUAGAAUUCAAUUAGAAAAGUAUUUAGGCUUUCUGAAUUGUCAACAGCGUUGAUGAGACUAGUGUUAACUGUGUAUGUGUGUGUGUGCUUGUGGAUGGAACACACUUCAGAGACGAUGAUUGCCAUCCUUUCUAUACCACAGUAAAAUGGCUUUAAUGGGGCACAACUGAGAGUCGUGUGACUGCUCCUUACCUAUAUCCUGUACACACAUGUAUAUGCCUAUAUGUAUAUUAACAAGGCAGUGUGUGUGUGUGAUGGCUGAUUACAUAUACCCUAUACACACAUAUAUAUGCCUAUGUAUAUAAACAAGGCAGUGAACUCUGUGUAAACAGACCAUUGAGAAAAUAGGACCUUUUUGAAAGAUGGGCUUUUGAAUACAAGUAGUCUUCUAGAUCAUGAACUAACAAAGAUAUGCAGAGACUACUGACUUAUAUAAAGCUUUUGGACUCUCAUUAAGCUUUAAGGUUAAAAAAAUAUUCAAUGUUGAAAUUUCUAUGGGGCUCUAUUUUUGCUUUGAUUUUAUCAUGUGAGAACAAGGGAAAGCAUACUGUCCUCCACUGCAGUUUUGGAUUUUAAGAGACUAAGAUAACAUACAGAGUAGAGAUUUUAAUCAUCCAGCAGAAAAUGAGACUCUGUUAGAUUCUGUUUAGCCCUGUUUUUCAAAAUAGAAAAGAAACAGAAAAGGUAAAACAACCGUUUCUUCUGGAAAGAGCAAGUACUGUUCACCCAGGAAGGAUUUUUGUGACUGAAUCAGCAGUGCCUGCUCUAGUCAUAGAUGGGCUUCAAAAAUCUUAGCAUGAUUGGUGCUGCAGGGGAACAGGAUGCAGAACAAAUGCUGUCUGUGAAAUAGUAUCUGUUGCUCGAACUGUUGUGUAAUAAUUAAACUUUGAUAUUGAGAAGUUACAACUUCAUUACACAGCUCAGAUUCAUGAUUCUAAAAUGAGAUUUGAAUUUCUGUGGAGUGCCUUUAAAAAGUAACAUCAAAAUCAUAAAAUUAAGAUUGAUGUGUGUUGUCAGUCAUAUCUAAAACUAGGUAUAAAUACAAAUUUUGUUUCCUGUUUUAAUUUCAGGGGAACUACUGUUUGGGAAAGCUGUUCGGUAACUUUUAUAAUUCACUGUCUCUCUUUUUCAGUCAUACCCCAAUGAUCCCAGCAGGCUAAUGCCCUGUGUUCUAAGGUACACAUGGUACAUACUAAAAAUCCUGUAAGGUCCUGGAGAGUUUUCAUUUAAUUAUUCAUUAAAGAAGCAUUUAUUUUCAUAUUGUAAGUGUGAAGCUUUUUGAUUAUUAAUAAAAGAAUCUGUUAACCAUCAAAGAAA